Hippoglossus stenolepis (Pacific halibut) is the source of this 4548-nucleotide messenger RNA. Its product is annotated as ribosomal protein S6 kinase beta-2. Lineage: Eukaryota; Metazoa; Chordata; Actinopteri; Pleuronectiformes; Pleuronectidae. The coding region runs from base 222 to 1634 and encodes 470 amino acids. The record is from RefSeq and is a predicted model, not a curated record. Gene Ontology annotation, molecular function: protein serine/threonine kinase activity; ATP binding. The transcript has 16 exons. Gene Ontology annotation, biological process: signal transduction; protein phosphorylation.
GCUCCCGUUAAGCCUCACAGAAGAAGAAGAAGAAGAGGAAGAAGAAGUCGUCAUGCUGUACACAGAGUAUGAAGGGGACCUGAACACCGCUGUUACGUUAUUUGACUAACAUGUAACGAGAGCUUUAUAGCUGCUGGUCUAUGAAAAGAAGCUUUGUUUCAGUUAAACUCUCGGACGACAGACUCAGACGAGGCUCCACCACAUGAAAGAGCGUUAACAGGAUGGCGGGGGUGUUCGACAUAGACUUGGAGACGGAGGACAUCAGUGAUGCAGAGGAUGAUGUCUGUGACUUCACCGUGCCAGAACCAGAGAAUGGUCAGAUAGAGGAGGUGGAACUGACCAGUGAGAGCGUCAACAGAGACAGUGAGAGAGUUGGGCCUGACUGCUUUGAGCUUCUUACUGUGCUGGGGAAAGGAGCCUAUGGCAAGGUUUUCCAGGUGAGAAAGGUUCAAGGAGCCCAGAUCGGGAAGAUAUUUGCCAUGAAGGUGCUGAAAAAGGCUAAGAUAGUGUGUAAUGCUAAAGACACUGCUCACACACGAGCAGAGCGGGAGAUCCUGGAGACGGUGAGACACCCGUUCCUCGUGGAUCUGCUCUACGCCUUCCAGACCGGGGGAAAACUCUACCUCAUACUCGAGUGUCUAAGUGGGGGGGAGCUGUUCAUGCAGUUGGAGAAGGAAGGCAUCUUCAUGGAAGACACUGCAUGUUUCUAUCUAGGAGAGAUCACAUUGGCCAUAGGUCACCUCCACUCGAAUGGGAUCAUUUACAGAGACCUCAAACCUGAAAACAUCAUGCUUAAUCACCAAGGUCACAUCAAGCUAACUGACUUUGGCCUCUGUAAGGAAUCGAUUCACGAUGGAUCGGUCACACACACCUUUUGUGGUACCAUAGAAUACAUGGCUCCAGAGAUCCUGACCAGGUUGGGUCACAACAGAGCAGUAGACUGGUGGAGCCUGGGGGCCCUGAUGUAUGAUAUGAUGACUGGAUCUCCUCCAUUCACAGCUGAAAACAGGAAGAAGACCAUUGACAAGAUCUUGAAGUGUAAACUAAAUCUACCCCCAUACCUGACCAUUGAUGCCAGGGACCUCAUUAAGAAGCUGUUGAAGAAGAAUCCAGCCCAGAGACUUUGUUCCAGUAAUUCAGACUGUGCUGAUAUCCAGAAACAUCCUUUCUUCAGGCACAUUAACUGGGAUGAUCUACUUAACAAGAGAGUGGAGCCGCCUUACAAGCCCCAGCUGCACUCGGAUGAGGAUGUGAGCCAGUUUGACGUCAGGUUCACCAGACAGACACCAGUGGACAGUCCUGACGACACCUCACUCGGCCACAGUGCAGAGCUUGCCUUCGCUGGUUUCACCUACGUGGCUCCAUCGGUCCUAGAGAGUCUAAAAGAAGGCUUCUCAUUUGAACCCAGAACACGAGCUGUCCGCCGACACAACAGCAGCCCACGCACACCCAUCAGUCCCCUGAAGUUUUCUUCUGCCGGGCCCUUCAAGUCGAGCACUGAUGGAGAGCUGGACCCCUUCUCUCCCACUUCUCCGCCGUCAGUGCCGGUUUCCAUGUCACUGGAAAACGGAGGUGCCAGUCAGCCAAUCAGGACCCCUGCGAGGAACAAGAAGCAGAAGGGACAUCGGAGAUGAGGAGGAAAGGUUCAGAGUCAGCCUGUGCUGCAAGACCUUGGUCAGAUUAAUGUUUUCUCUCAAAUACAGCAGUUGUUGAGGCACAGAGCUGAAGGUUUUGGUUUUAUUUCUGGUAUCAUGCUUUUUUUGAAGUGGUUUAACUAAGAGCUGUCUGAAAGCCAAAAGCUUUUUUUUCCCUGUCAUAUUCAAAUUAGAAAACUAAAACAGACACAGCUCAUCUUGGGUCUUACUGUCCAGCUUUUCUUAUUUGUCAUAUUGACUGUUUAAAGGUAGAUCACUUCACACAGACUUCACUGGAUCAACAUGGAAUAUUUAUGCUUUAAUUUAUAGACUUUAGAGCCUCAGUUGGAUCACUGAUCACUUCAUUGUGUAAAGCUUCAUUAAAAUAAAUAAGGACUUAAGUAAAAAUAUUAUUUUCAAAUGAGAUCACAAUAAGGACUAUUUUCUACACCACUUUCCCUAAAUGCAUCAUGGGCAGUUAAGGUCACGUAAAUGAUGGACUGACUGCUAAGUUUUAAUUUUGUAUAUACUCUACAUGCUCUAUGUUACAGCUAAAAGUAAGCUGUAAUAUAUGUAAUUUAUGUUUUUCAUUGAAUUAGUUCAUCAGCUUUUAAUUAGUUCAUCAGGCUGACGUUUCAAUUAGAAAACUGAUGAAAGAUAUUUUCAUUGGAUUCUUUUUCAUAAAGGUAGAUAUGUGACAAAGACCUUUAGCCUUCAUAUGCUACAUUGCACACAUGAUAACAUAUUCUUGACUGUCAGGUGAAAAUAUGGAAAAUCUCUGUUCAUGUUUCUUCAUGUCUGCUGCCAAAGGUUUUCCCACUUGCUGUCCUCGUAUUGUAAAAACGGACCAAUCACACUAUGUUAAGGACUUAACAAAAGGGACACGCUGUAUGUAUUCAUUAGGAUCAAUAAGGAGGGUUCACAUAUAAACAAACAGAGGAUCCAUAAAAAACGAACAAUGUACAGUCAAUGCUGGUAAAGUGGUGCUCUCCGAAAACAAUGGAUUAUAUUGUAUAGAAAGAAUAUUUUGGGUUACAGAACAAACCUAUUUUUACACAUAACUUAGGUAAAAUAGUUAUAUUAAAAAUAAUGUGCUUGAUAUUAUGAAUUGUUUGAUUGUCAUUGCCCGACAUAGUCAAACACUUACUCAGAAGUUCGAUGAAUCAUCGGAAGGUUGUGAGGUUCAUGUGAUGCCAACAUUUUCUCAGCAAUGUCAUUUGUUCUUAAAUCAGUGGGUUAUAGAUUGAGAUCAAUCAAACUAAAUCUUGGUACAUUAUUUACAAUAAAUAAAAAAGAAUGUUGCAUUAAUUUUUAGGUACAACAAGAGAACACAGGCAGCUCCUUGAAGCAGCUGAGGCUAAAUGUGUAAAUGUUGUAACUGAAUUCAAGAUAACAGACAUGAUGAAUGGUCAAUGAAUCUAUCAGCUACAUAGCUUUAAUCCAUUGUCUCCACAGUGCAAUGACAUAUGGACAAUUAAAGAUAACAGAGACAGACAGACAGACACGUAUUGUAGCGAUGGGACAAAAUGGGAACAAUGCUGCAGUGCAAAUAUCUCACAUAUUCACAUGAGUAACAGCUGCAGAAGUAAAUGUGUGCUUCUAUUCAUUGGCUAAAUCAUUAGCUUCCUGUCCAUCAUGGUCUGUACUGGAGAAUAAAAUAUUCACUAGGUGUAAACUAUCCUUUGAAUUGUAUACAUGUCUUAAAGUAUGUAUGACAAUAAUGCAUUAGGAAAUAAAUAGUCAGAUGAACAAAUGCAGAUAAAAACCUUGAAAUAGUGAAAUAAUUGAAUGAAGACAUGGCUACAGCAGGAGCAUUCUCAUAUGUCUGUCACUCAGUGGUUCGACCGGUCCACCAGACUAAAUUAUAUGAACAAUUAUUGCAUGAAUUGACAUGAAUAUUGUUGCAGACAUUCAUGCUUCCCUCAGGAUGAAAUGUUUUAAUUGACACUCAAUCUGGCACCAUCAUGUUAAAACAUAAAUUGGACUAAUAAUUUGGUUUCUAACCUGCCAAUCUAAUGACAUUUCCAUCAACCUCAGCCGCUGGUGUCUAGCACAUGUGAUGAAUACAACCUGCUUAACAUCAUCACGUUUGCAGUGUUACAAGGGGUGUUGAUGCAUUCAGCUAAAGAGCACUGCAGUGGUUGCAGACUUGAUUCCACCCUAUGCUCCCUGGUAUUGACUCUAAUGUAAAAACAGAAGAGCAUUUGUAAAUUUAAGAAGAUUGAAACAACUUUUCAUAAUAAUGAUAAAAUCCCUCUUUUAGUGUAUUGGGUUAUUCUACAAUUUCAUGGUUACAUAUUUCUGCAUUUGUUCAGUUGAUCAUUUUAUACUUGUAUAUUUGAUCAUAUUUAUUUAAUUUUGAACUCUUUGGGCUGCCUGUUCCUUUGUUCUUGUUUAGAAAGACAUUCCUCUUUUGCUGCUCUUGUUCUUGUGGAUUUUAGGAAACAGGUGUGACACAGAAGCUCUUCCCCCUCUGCUCCACCAGCCUCUGUCUGGGUCUAUUUGAGGCAGAGUGUGAAUUAUAUUCUGAGUAAUGUCUGUUGUCACACUGCAGUCUGUUAUUGUAUGGGCACUGUACUAGAACAGUUGUACAGAACAAACUGCAGCACAUCAUGAUGUGAUUGUAAACAAGGUAUUCUCACGAGAACACCCCCCCCUCCAAACACACACAAACACACCCACACACCCCAGCCCACCCCACACACACAAUCUCAGUUAUUGAAUUUGCAGCUGGACAGCAGGAACAAGUGCUGAUUGUGUUCACUUCUGUAUAUUUAUUUACAUAACUAAGAGUAAUUGAUUUUUAAUUCAUUAUUUUGAGUGGUUUUAAGUGGUUUAUUCUUUUCUUUCUUGUCAUGUAUAAUUUUUCAUUAACAGACGAAUGUUUAAGAAUAAAAAUGGAUUAAAUGCUGAA